This is a messenger RNA of Bufo bufo (common toad), 2877 nucleotides long. It is a transcript of the gene TMEM127, whose product is annotated as transmembrane protein 127. Gene Ontology annotation, cellular component: membrane. The transcript has 4 exons. Gene Ontology annotation, biological process: negative regulation of TOR signaling; negative regulation of cell population proliferation. Bases 99 to 812 code for a protein of 237 amino acids. NCBI's taxonomy places the organism in Eukaryota, Metazoa, Chordata, Amphibia, Anura, Bufonidae. The record is from RefSeq and is a predicted model, not a curated record.
CGCUGAUGACGCAGGGAGGAGGCGGAAGUCAGCUGUGGUUAUAGCCGAGCUACAGGGCAGAAGAGGACCGGGAGCUGCGACUAAAACCAGCACCUGACAUGUUUGCUCCCGGCGGGUCCGGUGGUUCUUCUAUGCCGAGGAGACGAGGUCACGGGGCUCACUCUUUGCCCAAGCAACCAGAAAGAAGCCUGGCAUCAGCCCUGCCCGGUGCGUUGUCCAUCACAGCCCUGUGCACUGCUCUAGCAGAACCUGCCUGGCUACAUAUCCAUGGGGGAACGUGCAAACGCCAGGAGCUGGGGGUGGCAGAUGUCCUGGGAACGGAGGAUCCGGAGCUGCUGACAAAGUUCUGUAUGAACCACCAGACGAUCCUCCUCCUCCGAGUCAUCGCGGGCUUCUGCUUCCUGGGUAUCGCCUGCAGUAUGACCGCCUUCCUGCUCGAUGUCUUCGGCCCCAAACAUCCUGCUCUCAAAAUCACAAGGCGCUACGCCUUUGCCCACAUACUCACAGUUCUGCAAUGUGCUACGGUUAUUGGUUUCUGCUACUGGGCCUCGGAGCUCAUACUCGCACUCCAGCAGCAGCACAAACAGUAUCACGGCUCCCAAGUCUACGUCACCUUCGCUGUUAGUUUCUACUUGGUGGCCGGGGCAGGGGGAGCAUCCAUCCUCGCCACCGCUGCCAACCUCCUACGCCAUUAUCCUUCUGAAGAAGAGGAGCAGGCCCUGGAGUUGCUGUCAGAGAUGGAAGCUGACUCUUACCCUUCCGAGUAUGACGUCAUGAAUCCUUUCCAACCCCCGCCCGCUUACACACCAUAGCCAGGCCCCUAGGGAGAGGGCAGCAUCAACCCUAAGACUGUCUCCCUACAACAGACGGAGAACCUGCUCCUUGCAUCAAGAGAAGGACAUGUUGGCCAAACUGGUAUAUGGGUAUGGAUACGGGCUCUUCCGCACCCUCCUGCAGCUUGGUCUUCCACACAGACUUCACAUCUGCUGUUUGUUAUAUUUUUGUGAUUGUUCACAACCUCCAGAUUGCUUUCCCUGUCUAUAACCGCUUCACCCCCAUGUCUGCCCUGAUACAGACUCUCCCAGGUUGACUUUGACAGAUAUGGCGGCUGCACGGUGCCACUGGCACACACAUGGGUAUGCUGCAGUGCUUACAGUCCUGAGCUAUAGAUUUCCCAUAAACGUUUGAGGAUAAUAAAGGCUAACUCAGUUCAAAUCCGGGCAAGCUUAGACUAGAGGUAAUCCUAGUAUUCACCUCGUGCCGCUCUCGAAAUGGUCUGGGAAGCUGAGAUAUGUGGAGCUGUUUGAAAGGUUUUUACAAAACCGCAUGGACUUGUAUGCAGCUGUUUUAUAUACUUCCCAUUUAUUUCAGUGGGAGAUUCAGAACGGAAUCUGAACCCAGAUAGGGCAUGUCGGGUUAAAAAAGUGCUGCUUCCCAUUGAAAUAAAUGGGAGGCGGUUUUUUUGGAGCUGAUUUUGAGGCAGGAAUGUUAAAAAAAAAAAAAAAACUCAGAAUUAUCUUGUUUUCUAAGCUGAUUUUGGAGGCAGAUUUUCGUAUUACAAGCCAUUUUCUGAGCUGAUUUUGACGCCGAUGACUGUUUAUUUCUUCUUCCCUUUGAUUGAAUAGGAUGUACAAUGCUGAUUCUGCCCAAAGAUUAAGCAAGACCCAUUUUUUUUAGUUUUUAGGCAGAAAAAACGUCAAACUCGGCGCCAAGAAACUAAGUAUGGACGGCCCUAAGAGUGUCUGCUUGAGAAAAACCAUCACUGGAUGACCAGUUAUGGUCUGAUCUCCAUCCUAUCAGCCCCAUGCAUGAGUGUGGCUGUGCAUGGUACUGCAGUGUACCCCUAGGGUACCUCACCCAACAGCUCCAGGUAUCCCAUCUUACCGCAAUCACCCCUGAAUUUUCAGGUUUUGGAUUGACUUUGCCUUUAUCAUGCAUGAAGCUAGCGCUUUGGGACUUGUUAGCGGUUGAGGAAGCAGCAGCCUAAAUGGGGUCUGAUAUUCCAUUACAGUUCUGGGGUAAGAAGAGGACGAAUGGUUCUAGGACGCGACCAAACUGUUCGGCCGACUUUGGAGUGUGUUUAUAAGGAACUGUGGGCCUCCUUUAUCAGGAGUGUGUAAAAGGAAAAUGCCCCUCGUUGCCCUUGGCAACCAAUCACAGCUCAACUUUCAAUCCUUAAACUGCUGUGGUAAAAUGAAAGCUGUGUCGUGAUUGGUUGCUAUGGGCAAGAAAGGAAGUUUUUCUUAUAGGCAGCCAUGAUAAAUCUGUCCCUUUGUUUUAUUAUUUUGGGUCCUCCGCCAUGACAUAAUGUGCGCCUGGCCCUGCAAUACACGUGCAGGCAGCCAUUUUGUGGUCUCUGUUAAGUACACUUCUCUAUGAUUUACAACUUUGUGAGGAUUGGCUGUAAUCAUAGGACUCCACCCACAAAAUGGCUGCUUCCUAUGUGAGUGGCAUGCACAAUGUAAUUCAUGGGUGAUAUUUAUAUACCUUUGGUGUAUAUAGUCUUUUAAUGGAGUCUAAUUAUAUAUAUAUAUAUAUGUUCUUCUGUUUUUUCAGGGGCACACUAGGCAUUUACCAGGCAGGCACUUGGCAAAAAAAAAAAAAAUUAUGAAAAAAUAUUAUUUAAUCACGUACCCCCGGCGUUCUAGAGAAUUUAAUAUUUAAACAGUACAAAAUGGAAAUCCUUUCCAUUGCUUCCCUACAGCCGAUAUGUUGGCAAAUACAUGUUUUAUGAAAAAGUGGGCAUUUAAAAAAAAUCUACCAUUGCUUUUUCUUAUUGCCUGUGUCAUUUUACACAUAUCUGGUGUCCUUGGAGUUAAAGAACAUUUCCACCUAAAGUCAGAAAAUCGCCAAUAAAUGGAAGUCCUGGAGAUGUAA